Arxiozyma heterogenica is the source of this 1581-nucleotide messenger RNA. RefSeq names its product U4/U6-U5 snRNP complex subunit PRP31 (gene PRP31). Gene Ontology annotation, cellular component: U4 snRNP; U4/U6 x U5 tri-snRNP complex; precatalytic spliceosome. Lineage: Eukaryota; Fungi; Ascomycota; Saccharomycetes; Saccharomycetales; Saccharomycetaceae. Gene Ontology annotation, biological process: spliceosomal tri-snRNP complex assembly; mRNA splicing, via spliceosome. The transcript has a single exon. The record is from RefSeq and is a predicted model, not a curated record. The coding region runs from base 1 to 1581 and encodes 526 amino acids.
AUGUCUGUUAUAGAAGAAUAUCAUUUAAGUGAGGAAAAUUUUUCUGAUGAUUUAGAUAACGAUUUUGAUAAUUUAUCAAGUUCUGAAGAUGUUCCGAAUUCUCUUAAUGGCUCACCAAUAAACCACAACCCAGAAAUUCAGCGCCCUGCGGAUGCAAAUAAUUUAUUAGAUAAAACCAAUAAUCAGUUAUCAACAUUAUAUGAAGAGAAUGAUGUAGAUGCAUAUUUUAAAGAAUUUCAAAACAUGUGCAAAAUCAUUGAGAAAAAUAUCAACAUAUUAGAAUAUCCUAGUAAUUUAAGGAAUGUCAGUGAAGAACAAAACCAUAUUAGUAUGUUACUUGAGAAUUCACAAACAAAUGAUUUUGUAUCUUUAAUAUCUAUUUUAAAUGAUAUUUUAUCAUUCAUUAGAAUCGGUAUCGAAUCAUUACAUGCUUUUAUAAUAGAGAAAUAUAAUAGGAAAUUUCCUGAAUUAGAAGCAUUAAUUCCAAAUUUGAUAGAAUUUGCGAAUUGUAUAAAAGUACUAGAAACAACUGAAAAUUUCACGGAUUCAAAUAUAUCAUUAUUAUUAUCUAGUGAUGCCCAUUUAACUAAAGAACAAAUAAUGAUAUUGACAAUGACAAUGAAGACUGGAUUUAAUAAAUCCUAUAAAUAUGAUAUACAAGAGAAGGAACAAAUAUUGGAAGCCUGUGAUCACACUAGUAAAUUAAACGAGAUCAUUGAUGUUAUUAAUAAUUACUUAAGUGUCAAUGUGCAUUUAAUUGCCCCCAAUUUAACGGCAUUGAUUGGAUCAAAAGUAGCAUCUCUAUUAAUUGCUCAUGCUGGAGGCAUACUUGAAUUAAGCGAGGUUCCUAGUUGUAAUCUAGCAUCUAUUGGCAAAAAAAAAUAUCAAACACAUACACACCACGCACAUUUCAAUGGAGUUAGACAAGAAGGUUAUAUUUACCAUUCUGACUUAAUCCAGAAACAAGAUAUAGGUACCCAUAAACAGAUGCUGCGAAUGGUUUGUGCAAAGAUUGCUUUAGCAGCUCGUGUAGAUGCCAGUCAAAUGAAUAAUAUAAACAAAAACAUGGAAAGGAAUUCAAGUUUGGGUAUUAAAUGGAGAGAUGAGAUUAUUAAAAAGAUUCGAAAGUUACAUGAAACGCCUAUCAUUGCGAGUUGUAAAGCCUUACCUAUACCUGAAGAUAAACCUAAAAAAAGAAGAGCUGGUAGAAAAUAUAGAAGAUAUAAAGAGCAAUAUAAGAUGUCUCAUUUACGUCAAUUACAAAACCGGAUUGAAUUUGGUAAGCAAGAAGAUACCAUAUUGGAUGCGUUUGGUGAAGAAGUUGGUUUAGGUAUGAGUAAAAGUUCAUUACAAGGAAUUACUAAAACUUCGAAAUAUAGUGUUAUAAGUAAAGUUAAUAACAAUGCUAAAUUGACAAAGGCGAUGAAAUCACGUAUAAAGGAAGCUAAUGAACAGUCUAAUGAAUACUUUUUAAUGCUAACUAAUUCGAGUCAAUUGGACUCUACAGAUGAACAACAAAUGUCUAAUGAUACCAAAUUACAGAGUGCCAAAUCUAACAAUUGGUACUCGCAUCAUCUAUAA